GCAGAGGAGGAGGUGCUGAAAGAAGACCGGCAUAGUUUGGAAAAAGCGAUUGAGAGAGAGAAAAGAUGUGAGGAAGCUUGCGCGCGCUCUCUCCGGCAUGGAAAACUGGAUUAUUGCGCCCGCUGCAACUCUCUGUGGAUGUGUGAAUAAACCAAGAAGAGGAGGAGGCACACGGGAACACCACUAAACCUGCUUUUUUUUUUUUUUUUUUAAUUGAAAUUUGUUUGUUUUUUUCAAAAUGGGAACUAAGUGUGCUCCUUUUUGCUGCUGUGCAAAGCUCGGCGUGCGUGUGCGCCGGGCGUCACGUCAGGGCUGAAGCCCCGCCACCCUCCCUCCCAUGAGCCCGUGUGCCCGGAGACGCACACCCGGCGCCGCCACGCCACGCACGCACACCCGGCGCCCGAGCACGCACCUGGCCUCCCCCACCGCGCCAGUCCAGCCGAGCCCCGUCGGAGCCUGAAGGAUGUCGACGGAGAUGGAGCUCCAGCCGGCGGUCCGGCCCGGCAGCCUCAGGCGGGACUCCAGGAGGAAAGGGCAGGAUCGCAGCGAAGCGACUCUCAUCAGGCGCUUUAAGGGAGACGGCGUCCGCUACAAGGCUAAGCUCAUCGGCCUGGACGAGGUCACCGCGGCCCGCGGAGACAAACUCUGUCAGGACUCCAUGAUGAAGCUCAAGGGUAUCGCUGCUGCGGCGCGGUCCAAAGGCGAACACAAGCAGAAAGUGUUCCUGACUGUUUCCUUUGGAGGGAUCAAGAUCUUUGAUGAGAAGUCAGGGGUCCUGCAACACCAUCAUGCCGUCCACGAGAUCUCCUACAUCGCCAAGGACAUCACGGACCACAGAGCGUUUGGCUACGUCUGCGGGAAGGAAGGCAACCACCGCUUCGUGGCCAUCAAAACCGCACAGUCGGCUGAACCCGUGAUCCUGGACCUGCGGGACUUGUUCCAGCUCAUCUACGAGAUAAAGCAGCGCGAGGAGAUGGAGAAGAAGGCCCAGAAGGACAAACAGUGCGAGCAGGCCGUCUACCAGAACGGACAUCAAAGCACCUACCACCACCAUCAACAUCAUCAUCAUCAUCAACAACAUCAUUCUCAUUAUCACCCGCAACCCCCCCAGGCGGGACUAAGUGAGCCUCAGGAGCAACAUCAGCAUCAGCAGGCGGAUCUCAUAGACUUAGACCUGGAGACGGUUUCUCAGAAUAUCAACCAAUUAGAGCUUUUCGGAGACAUGUCCACACCUCCUGACAUAACUUCGCCGUCGACCCCGGCCUCACCCGCAAACCCCCUGGACCCGUCGCAGGGCCUGCAACCUCCCACGGAGCUGUUUUCCCCCUUCAACCCUGCGUCUGUGCCCUCAGGUUAUGUGACAAUGGGGGCGGUUCCCUCUGGACACUGGUCCCAGCAGGCGUUCGCCGCUCAGACGCCGCUGGCCUUUGGGGUGCAGUCCCCUCUGGGCCCGAUGGCUCAGGUGCUGCCGGGCGGCCAGCCUCUCAUCUGGGGUCAGGCCAACAUCUUCCCCGCCACCCAGCAGCAGUGGGCGGCCAUGGCGGCCGGAGCCUUCCCCCCCGCAGCCUACCUCCCCGCCCAGCCCGUGGGCACGCUGCCCAUGUUCCAGGCGCUCACCCCCGUCACCGCCGUGACGGCGGCCGGCGAAACCCAUUCAGGUGCAGGCGCUCCGGCUCCUUCCGCGUCGUCGAGUCCGCAACAUGAGGAGCGGGCGAAGAAGAUGGUCAAGGAAAUGUUCAAGGACUUUCAGCUGGCAAAGCCGCCGGCGAUGCCGUCAAAGAAGGGCGAGCAACAGGCCAGCUUGGCGGGCACCUCAGAGGCAUUCAGCACUUACUUCAGCCGUGUCGGCACCGCCCAGGACACGGACGACUGCGACGACUUUGACAUCUCCCAGAUGAACCUGACGCCGGUCACCUCCACGACGCCCUCCACCAACUCUCCCCCCACACCGGCUCCCCACCAGAGCUCGCCCUCCAAAUCGUCCGCCUCGCAUGUCAGCGACUCCCCCACGGACGCUACCGACCCGCCCACCGACGACUCGUUCGGGGAAGCGGAGGGCAGCCCGAGCCGCAGCGGGGAGGAAGAUGCUGCUUGUGGUUCUGGGUCGCCCUGCCCCAGUGAGCCAACAGGGCCCAGCCCAGACCAGGCCAGUCCAGAGGCUGGGAGCUAGAUAGCAGCAGGGCACGAAGGAGAAGGACCCUCUGUACGCCCGCAUCAACAAAGGGAAGAAAUAAAGAGACACAGAAACAGCAAGGCGGCCCGGACCAGCACUUAGAAAACUGGAGGAGGGAGAGCCCCCACUUGUUUGUAUGAGCGUGAAUGUGUGUGUCGGAUCUUCCUGCCUCCUCUUUGCUCCUCGACUCCAGGCAGGACAGGCAUCCACACGAAUGGACUUUUCCUUCCCUUGUCUCCUGCUCUCCUGCUCUCCUCCCUCCUUACUCGGCUUCCUCCUCCAUCUUUGCCGUCUGUGUGGACUCUGUCGCGGAGGCCCGUCGUUGGUUUGACUCUGGUGCAGAAACAAACUCUCUGGGAGCUACUCACUCGCCAACCGCACACACGUACACACGCAUACACACAUGCAUACGACUGACCCGACCCGUCUCCUUGCAGACUGAUUUAAAAGGACCGGAUUAACGUGGAAGGGACAAAGAGUUCAUUCUCUGCAUAGCUUUUUGUACAUUACUAAUGACAGGAAGAAGAAACAAUGAAGAAAAGAGCCAACUGAAGGAAAAAAUAAUGUUUUUUUUUUCUUUGUUUUAUAAUUCAAUUGAGCCGCAGCUCGGUAGGGGGCGAUGUAGAGUGGCUUUAAAAGCAUUCUGGAUCACGGGGUUUGCCAUUUUGUAAAUAAGCAUGACCCACGGUCACCACCACUGACCCCACCGCGUCAGACCUCUGCGCCAUCAAAUAGGGACAUCAAAUAGGGAGGCUUCGAGUUAUGCAAACCUUUGAACCCAAGCAAUAGCCACAAGCGUUUCCUGCCCUUUCGGUCCGAUCCUCGCCACCGCAGUGAGCCUCACGUUCCCGUUUACAGCUCCGUCUGACUCAUCCCCCUGCCCACUUUUAGAAAACAGUGGUACCUUGAUUUACGACAGUUUAGUUUAUUUUUUUUCAAGUUACGAGCUUUGCUGUGUUGCCAAAAUUAGAGGUUACGAUCAAGAGUCAUAUACAGCGCCACUAGAUGGCAGGAGUGAAAAAUAACAUAUCCCCAGCAUCCUGCGUCUCACUCCCGCGAGCUCAGUCACAGAAUAAAUUCAACUCGAAAGUCAAGGCACCACACUACAGUCGAACCUCUAACGGAGAAUUCUCCAUCCAGAAUUUGAAACAAAAAAAUUAAGAGUGUGUGUCAUUGGCUUUUGCCCAAAAGCCACAUCAGGGCUGCCAGACAUGAAAAAUGUGAUGAUAGCGUGGUAUGGGGGUCUCUGUCCUGGCUGCUCAGUACAAUAUGGUGACUUCAAUAAUAGGUCUGAUGUCAAUAUGAUUAAUAAAAUAAGUUUUUAACAUUUAAGUUGUUUUUAACAUUUUGCAGUUAAAACUCGUUCACUUCCAGCCUUCACAGUUAACAUGGAUAUUUGACUUCCAAAGCCGUCAAUGGCAGCGAAUGUGUUUUUUAACUUCUAUUUACAUUUCUAUGAAAGUUAAGGCCAUUUUGGCAGUGGCACCAUGCCUGAAAAUUCACUAAUAUUUAUAAUUGCAUGUAUCCUGGUGUCCUGGUGGUCUCAAGGACCAAUGCUCUAAAUUGAACAGCAAGUCCGCCAUUAUGUUUGGAAGCAGCCAAUUGUCGCUCAGUAACGCCCCCUGGAAAGUUAGAAAAAAUUUGCCCCUGACACCAGUUUCAACUAAGGACACGACAUUGGGUGGAUGUGUCUAUCAUAACAGGAUACACGAAAAAGUAUUUAGGACCAAGACAGGAAAUUGAACAUGAAGUCAGCCAUUUUGGUUUGAAGCAGCCAUUUCGGGCAAAUUUCAGGGCUUGUGCUUGAACGAAAUCCUCCCAGGGAAUUCGCCCAAAUGUGCCCCAAUCGGAAACAGGUAUACCAGACGGACGGACGAUGCUAAAUUGCCAAGCUUUUCUAACUUACGCCAUAUAAUGUUGAUGAAGAAUGGUGUCAAAAUUUGAUGACGAUUUCAAAGCUUUGCCAUAAAAAGUGGGUGCAAGGGUCUGUUCAUCGCAGCUUGUGUAGUCUUUAUUUCUAUUUCCUUUGCUUCCAUUGGUUACCCAACAUCCAUCUUUCGAGGUAGCACUGUAUUCUAAUCCACACACCAUAUGAUGGUCUACAUCCAACAACUCCCUGUUUCAUGGCUCUUUGGGACCCAGACGAUGACGAUGAUGAUGAUGAUGAUGAUGAUGAUGAUUAACAUGCUGUUCUAGAAGCGCGAGCAAAGACUUACACACACAAAAAAAAGCAGGAACAUUUCUAGAUUUUACCUCAACUAACAGUUUCUUAAUGUAAAUUGACAUUAUUUUUAUCUUCAUAAAUAUAUAACAUUAUACACAGGGGUUUUUAGCUGAUUUAACUUUUUUUUUUUUUUUUUUAGGUUUGGAUUCGCUCUUAAUUUCCAUAUACCAACCAUGUAUUACUG
Phycodurus eques (leafy seadragon) is the source of this 4581-nucleotide messenger RNA. RefSeq names its product DAB adaptor protein 1a (gene dab1a). The record is from RefSeq and is a predicted model, not a curated record. The transcript is spliced from 14 exons. NCBI's taxonomy places the organism in Eukaryota, Metazoa, Chordata, Actinopteri, Syngnathiformes, Syngnathidae. Gene Ontology annotation, biological process: ventral spinal cord development; lateral motor column neuron migration. Bases 464 to 2170 code for a protein of 568 amino acids.